Molecule: messenger RNA, 3258 nt
Organism: Phytophthora infestans T30-4
Lineage: Eukaryota; Oomycota; Peronosporomycetes; Peronosporales; Peronosporaceae
Exons: 12
Coding region: 1-3210 (1069 amino acids)
Biological process (GO): protein localization to plasma membrane; positive regulation of vesicle fusion; positive regulation of D-glucose transmembrane transport
Cellular component (GO): plasma membrane
Molecular function (GO): calcium ion binding; calcium-dependent phospholipid binding
Source: RefSeq, a predicted model, not a curated record
AUGCCGUGCACGAUCAAGAUCCGUCUUGUCGAGGCCCGUGACAUGCCUGUGGUGGACCGCACGAGCAAGCUGGCAGAUGCAUAUGUCAGCAUCACAUUUGCGAGCUUCGAGGCCAAGUCGUCGGUGUCCAAGAAGACUUUGAACCCAAAAUGGGACGAGGAGUUCCGCUUCGAUGUGGCGGACGACUCGGUGCUGCAGAGCCAGCCCAUCGAGUUCAAGCUCAUGGACCACGACGUAUACACCACAGACGCCACAGUGGGCAUCGUCUACGUCGACCUCAACUGCCUGCUCAUGCGGGACGGGCACGUUAUACAGGGCUGGUUCCCCGUAUACGACACUCUACUGGGUUACUUUGGCGAUGUGAACCCAUUUCGAGAAUCUUCCGCCGGCGUGCAAUUCUUCGGACUGUCGACGCUAGACCCAAGUCUGUAUCGGAUCGAAAGCAUGUUGGGCUUUGUAGAGGAGCUGGUGGUGCACGCAGACCCGGAAUAUUCGUGGAGUGACAGUUUUCGCACCUCCAGACGCAGUAACGAGCAUAGACAAUUAUUGCUGUACAAAUUGUCGUCUCAGGUGGCUACUUUGGUCGGAAAGAAGGCGUUGGAGCUCGGAGGGAACGCCGUGUUGGCUUAUAAACAGUUCUUCGAUGUGGAAGGAGAUAGCGGACUCGUGGCACGCGCUUGUGGCACUGCAUGCUACAUCACGCCAGUGGGGAAGAGCGAGUUGACGUCGGAUAAUGGCAGUCAACAGAGAGCACACAGCGAGGAUGGACUGGACAGUGAACUGAAUGUGGAUGUUGACACGGACGACGUCACGUCGAUAGGAGGAGAAAGUGUCGAGGCUCUACUGUCACCUCGCUAUUAUCCACGACGUGUGUUGAAGUCUCUAAAGGCCCCAGAAGCGUUCAAUAUCUCCGCACACGACGAGGUGCAAUUGAUCACACUGAAGGUGUUUAAUCCAGCGACGAGGAUCCGAUUGGCUGGAAUUGUCAGCGCUCGGUCGGUCAAGUAUCUUGGCAAAUUGGCGACCAAGUUGGCGGAUCAAGAAACACGCGACUCGUGGUGGCUGGAGCUGCGUGAAGAGAUACGGGCCCAUGCGCAGUCACUCCAAUGUCCUUUUGUUAUUGGCUACACCGAGUCCUGCACUAUUCACGACGACGUGUGUGUGAUCUCCGCCUCCUACGACGCGGAUGACGACGCACCUGACGCCCAUUCAGCGUCUUCGCCCAUGCUGAAUAUCCCUCUUCCAGAGAUUUCAGCUUCGCUUGGACGUCGCAGUCCUUCGUUCUCGUACACGACAUAUCAGCCGAUGCCACCAAGGACAAAACCGAGUAUGCGGAUGGUUCGCUGUGGUGUAUGCGGCAACAAGUGGGUUCCGGAGAUGAUGAUCGCGUCCAUUGAGCCUCCUGCUGGUCUUGCCAUGAUGGGGAAAGGGACAUUCAUUCAAGCACGCGUGUGUCGUCAGCGGAGGAAAGGAACAGGCGACGUUAACGCCACCAUCGUGUCGGACGCACUGCCAUUCCUCGAAUACGAACUCUAUCGCCAACUCAUCGUGAAGAUGAAAGUGCUCGGUGUGAACGCGGUGUUCGCGUUUGACUCGCAGAUCCAGAUCGGCGGGUCUCUAAUCGUCGGUGUUAUUACUGGUACUGGUCUGUAUCUGCCUGCUCUCCCACCUCCCCCAACACUUCACAUCGAGCGAAACAUCGAUGUGAAAGACGAGGAAGAUCGACGUCUUGUUCAGCUUCAAGCUCAGAUCGAAGAGCUCAGCACGUUCAACAAAGACAGACUUCACCGGGAUCAAAUCUGCAUCGUUCAACCGGAAUAUGAAUACUAUAUCGGAGGCAGGAGUGCGCGGAACCAGCUCCAAGCCAGCACGUCGCUUUCCGACCAGGACGACGACAUUGCGAAGGGCUCCAAGCGUCUGUUCCAACACACGCAGUCCCGAUCAAGACGUGCGCGAAGGAGACAAGUAGCACAGCCGUCUCCUGAUGACGGUCAGACGCUGAAUGCAGCGACAGUGGAAGCCUCGGAUGGUGACACGACUCCUCCAGCCCCGGCGUCCCAGACCUCGUUUGACAAUGACUCGAAGACUCUGAGCUCGUCUUCCGAAUCGAGCUCCGAGUCGGAAGAAGAAGCGUUCGUCGAUGGCUUCAGCGACUCGAAGGAGACUUUUGUACUGGAAAUCGACGAUGAGACGGAUGAAGACCUCAUGUCGGUGUUGCUGGAACAGGAGUUACCGGAGGGUAUCUACAUGUGCAAUACGGAUCGUCUUCCGGGUGACUUUACGCCGGGGGAGAACGUGCACUUGAUUGUGUCCAUGAAGCGAGUCGAGUGGGAUGAAGAUCGCAUGCGUGACACACGUCUCAAUGAACUGCUCUCUGUUGUGUUUAAAGAGCUCUUCGCGAGUCUGCUGUUCAAGGUGCGUUUGUAUGCUCCCUGUGCGAUCUGCGGCUUGAAGACUCGAGUAGCAGUAGCAUCCGAAACGAUGCUUGAAGUGGUUCUAAGUGGCAUGGCUGUACUGGAGAAGAACUGGGAAGAUCCACUCGAGAGUCUUCCAAAUAACGCUGCAACUUCUCUUGGCAUGGAAGAAACACACGCUGAAUCCAUCGAUAUAACUGCGUCGACUGCAGCGGUGCAUGACAUCCCGCUGUCUGGAAAAUCUUCUCCGUCCAAGCUGCACAUCCACAUGCCUCGAACUCGAAGUUUUUCACACAACCGAUUGAAUAACCCCAUGAUGCCUGGAACGACCGCAGCUAUACCAGCUCCGUACGUCCGCGAAUGGAUCGAGUUGACGCCGCUCGGAUACAUUCCUGGUGCUCACGUGACACGAUACCUCGGUCGAGUGACGCUGCACUUUAUUAAGGAGAGCUGGACAGUGCGAGAGAGUGGCGGAUUGGGAGCCUUCUACCACUUGUUCCUGAGUGAGGCCAUCGCUAUUGUCCGAGCGCACGUACGCUCCUUGGGCGGUAACGCCAUGUUGACAUUCCGACUCGUACCCAUCGAGUCCAGUCAACUGUACCGGAACCAAGUGUACAAUAUGAUCAGCAUCACAGGGGACGUCGUCAUGAUUGAGCGAGAAGUGGACAACGACAUUGCGUACCCGCCCAACAUGUGGAGCUCUAAAGCUUCCCAUGCAGCGGAAAUGGACAAGCUCUCGUCUCUUGACGACGCAUUCGCCAACGUCAUUAUUGAAGACUCGGGCAACAUCGACUAGAGUCAAAACGCGAAAUAAUUUUAAAAUCUGAGUACUGUAUCUAGUUCC